Messenger RNA from Erigeron canadensis, 1831 nucleotides. RefSeq names its product magnesium transporter MRS2-1-like. Gene Ontology annotation, molecular function: magnesium ion transmembrane transporter activity. The transcript has 7 exons. Gene Ontology annotation, cellular component: membrane. Gene Ontology annotation, biological process: transmembrane transport; magnesium ion transport. The record is from RefSeq and is a predicted model, not a curated record. The coding region runs from base 194 to 1531 and encodes 445 amino acids. NCBI's taxonomy places the organism in Eukaryota, Viridiplantae, Streptophyta, Magnoliopsida, Asterales, Asteraceae.
AUGUCGUUUAGCAUGCAGAAUAAUUGGUCCCAUACGUUUCAUUUAUUCGGUCAGCCAGGAACAAACAUCGCACUCUGCGUAUCACUGUAUCAGAGUUGGUUUUUGCAGGUUAUUAUUUACUUCAAAAUAGAAUUUUUGGUUGAUCGAGUUACAACAAGAAAUUUAUUCCUUCCAGAUGAAGUAGACUAUACUGAUGGCAGACCUAAAAGAACGUCUCAUCCCGCCUAGACCUUCAUCUUCUGUAAACCGUAGAGAUGCGUCUUACAGGCAAUCUGCGAUUGGGCGCCAGCCUUUUCAAGGAGUGGAUGUUCUAGGCCUGAAAAAGCGUGGCCAAGGUCUUCGAUCAUGGAUCCGUGUUGAUGCUGCAACUGGAGACUCUCAAGUUAUUGAGGUUGACAAGUUUACCAUGAUGCGUCGUUGUGAUCUCCCUGCACGUGAUCUUCGCCUACUUGAUCCUUUAUUUGUCUACCCGUCAACAAUUCUUGGCAGAGAGAAGGCGAUAGUCGUGAAUUUGGAGCAGAUUCGGUGUAUUAUAACAUCUGAUGAAGUCCUGCUUUUGAAUUCUCUUGAUAGUUAUGUACUACAGUACGUGGUGGAAUUGCAACGACGUUUGAAAGCUGCGGGGGAUGAUGUUUGGCAGUCAGAAAGUUCUGACUCUAAUAGACGAAGAGGGGGUAGGACUUUUCGGGAUAUGUUUGGGUGCACAUCACCUGAUUACUUGCCCUUUGAGUUCAGGGCUUUAGAAGUUGCUCUUGAGGCUGCUUGUACAUGUUUGGACACACAGGCAGCAGAAUUAGAAAUCGAAGCAUAUCCGUUGCUAGAUGAACUUACAUCUAAGAUUAGUACUUCAAACUUGGAACAUGUACGUAGACUGAAAAGCAGACUAGUUGCAUUGACUCGGAGGGUUCAGAAGGUUAGAGACGAGAUAGAGCAACUCAUGGAUGAUGAUGGUGAUAUGGCUGAAAUGUACCUUACUGAGAAGAAAAGACGAAUGGAAUCAUUUAUCUAUGGUGGAGAUCAAUCUUUGGCAGGAUACAGAUCAACGGAUGGUAUUCAAUCUGUUUCUGCUCCUGUUUCUCCGGUUUCUUCGCCUCCAGAAGGUAGAAGGCUGGAAAAAAAUUUGAGUCUUGCAAGGAGCAGGUACGAUAGCAUAAGGAGUUCAGAGAGUGCUACAGAAAACAUUGAUGAACUGGAAAUGUUAUUGGAGGCUUAUUUUAUCGUCACAGAUAGCACUCUUAAUAAGCUUACAUCGCUGAAGGAAUACAUUGAUGAUACUGAAGAUUUUAUCAAUAUUCAACUGGAUAAUGUUCGGAACCAGCUUAUACAGUUUGAGUUGCUGCUGACGACAGGGACAUUUGUUGUUGCCAUAUUUGGAGUCAUAGCAGGGAUAUUUGGUAUGAAUUUCGAGAUAUCUCUAUUUGAGUACCCAUCGGCUUUCAAAUGGGUACUUCUGAUUGCUGGUGUUUGUGGAGCUUUGCUAUUCAGUUCAUUUUUGUGGUUUUACAAGUACAAAAGGCUCAUGCCAUUGUAGAUGGUCUAUGGUAACAUGAGAGUUGGAAAGUAGGAGAUCCUACCAAAUGUGUGGCUCGUAAUGAUCUUUUCAAAUGUGACCCAAAUCGUUAAUGCAGAUCAAACGUAGUGUGAAUUUUAUUGAUGGGUUCAUUUGACUUGGAUAUGGGAUCACCCCUUUCUUACAACUGUAAUUAGAAGCAGGUGCUUACAAUUUACAGGUGUUUGGAUGUAUGUUUAUAAGUAAUUCUAUUUUAAUAACUAGAAUAAAUACUCGGUUGUAACUAAAUCAACUUUAGGAUAUAAUAUAUCAUUUGUAUAA